AUGCAGCGGAACACAUUGCUUGCCGUUUCACUAAUUUUGUGCAUCACAGACGCAUUUUCUGAAUCUUUCGUCAUCGAUGUUGACGUGAGAAAACCUGUUGCACCUUUAAAACACUUCUGGAAAAGCACUGGUUUCUGUCCCCCUCUCCCUCACACUCAGGCAGACCAGUUUGACCUCAGCAUUGACCAGCAACAGAACCUUGCCUAUGUGGCUUCUGUCCCACAUGGAGGGAUCCAGCAGGUCAGAAUACACUGGAUGUUGGAGCUGAUCUCUGCCCAAGAUGUUGGAGGACAAACCCGGUACAAUUUUACAAAACUGGACCAGUUAAUUGAUCUCCUAUGGAUUAAUGGACUCCGGCCAGGUUUUGAACUGAUGGGCAGUGUCUCAAACUACUUCACUGAUUUUGAAGACAAAGCUCAAGUGUUCAAAUGGAGAAAUCUGGUUUAUCUCAUAGCUAAAAGGUACAUUGAAAAAUAUGGUCUUGGAAGCGUUUCUCAAUGGAACUUUGAAACAUGGAACGAGCCCAACAACCAUGACUUUGAUAAUGUCAGCAUGUCAAUUCAAGGGUUUCUGAAUUAUUACGAUGCCUGUUCAGAGGGCCUGCGGGCUGCGAGCAAGUUGCUUCGGUUUGGAGGUCCGGGUGACUCCUGUCACUCGCCUCCACGCUCGCCUUACUGCUGGGCCAUGCUCCAACACUGCUACAAUGGCACCAACUACUUUACUGGAGAAACGGGCAUCAGGAUCGACUACAUUGCCCUGCACAAGAAGGGAGGAGGUUACUCUUUGCCUAUCCUUCAGCAGGAGAUGCAGACUGUCGAUGAGAUCCUGAAGCGUUUCCCUCAUUUCCGUAGCCGGCCUGUGUUCAAUGAUGAGGCGGAUCCACUGGUGGGCUGGUCCCGACCUCAGGAGUGGAGAGCAGAUGUGACCUAUGCUGCCAUGGCAGUUAAGAUUAUCAGUCAGCAUCAGGAAUUGCUGUCCGCAAACACUACAAUCAACUACACCCUGCUGAGCAACGAUAACGCCUUCCUCAGCUACCACCCUCACCCCUUCACUCAGCGCACUCUGACCGCACGCUUUCAAGUCAACAACACUCAACCUCCUCACGUGCAGCUCAUCAGGAAGCCUGUCCUCACUGUCAUGGGCCUUCUGGCUUUGCUUGGUGAGUCCCAGGUCCUGGCACAGGUAUUGAACUCCUCAGAAGCCAAUAAUGUCCACAGUGGCACCUUAGGAGUUCUGGCAAGUACCCACCAGCCCGAAAUCCCCAGAGGUUCAGACAGCUGGCAGGCAGCCUUGUUGGUCUACAACAGUGACGAUAACCACACAUCUGCCAGUACUGAUGUUGUCGCUGUGUCACUAAAAGGACUGCAGACACACACAGGACUGGUAUAUGUCACCUACCUAAUGGACAAUAAUGUGAGUAACCCAUACCAAAAAUGGCUGAACAUGGGAAGCCCUAACUACCCCACGACAGAGCAGUUCACAAAGCUCAGGAAUGCCCAGGAACCUCACAUUGUUGGACCGCUGCCGGUGCCUAGAGGUGGCACGCUCACUUUGAAAGCAAGACUGCAAAUUCCCUCUGUGCUGCUGAUACAUGUAUGUGCCCGACCCAAAGCUGCUCCCAACCAGGUCAGUGGUUUGCGAUUCAUCAGGAUCACCAAAGGCCAAGUUCUCAUUAUCUGGUCCGAUAGCUGUGUUGAUUCCAAAUGUAUUCAGACAUUCGAAGUGGAGUUUUCUUCAAGUCAGAAGGGAUUCAGCAGGAUUAAUAGCCACAACACCAUUUUUACAUCAUUUGUUUAUUCACCUGGGGACCAGGAGGUGAGUGGAAUUUACAGAAUUCGGGCUGUGGACUACUGGGGCAGGCCUGGGAUGUACUCACUACCUGAGGAGUAUUCAGAGGAGCUUUAG
Nerophis lumbriciformis (worm pipefish) is the source of this 1905-nucleotide messenger RNA. The record is from RefSeq and is a predicted model, not a curated record. NCBI's taxonomy places the organism in Eukaryota, Metazoa, Chordata, Actinopteri, Syngnathiformes, Syngnathidae.